AUUCUCAUUUUAUGCGGAAUACAAACGCAAAUUAUUUUGAACGAAUAUCCUCAGAACUUACCUUGACAUGAUGCACCUUACAAAACCCUAUUGCUUCCUUUAUUUGCAGGUUUGCAAAGCGAAAAAAGCGGUAGACAUACUAAAUGGGUUUCUUCAACAGGCGAAUAUUCCUGAAGAGCGUUCAGUAGUAAAGCGCAAAACCUUUAUAAUUACUUGGUUUGAAGUUCUCCUUUAUGUACAACGAAGACCAUUAGCACUGAGUAGGGGUUUCGACUCAUGUGAAUUUAACAACUGUGUGAUAACUGACGAGAAACAAUGUUUGGAAAACAGUGAUGCCGUCAUUUUCAAAGGUGCACAUUUGCCAAAAAAGUAUCCUUUUAAAAGACCGCACGGGCAAGUUUGGAUUUUUGCGGAGGACGAAAACCCUUUCUAUUACAAUAGUUUUCGUGGAAAUUACAAAAAUGACGUUUGGAAAGGUGCAUUUAAUUGGACAAUGACGUAUAACAUGAAUAAUACCGAUAUUUAUCUACCUAACGGAGAGAUAUGGAAAAGAAAAGCAGAGGACAAUCGUGACUUUCAUAAAAUUGCCAAAAGCAAAACUAAAGAUGCGAUUAUUAUAACAUCUCGCUGCAAAACAGACUCUAAAAGAGAACUGGUUAUAAAUAAAUUAAAAAAGUAUAUUAAUAUCGAUAUUUUUGGAAGGUGUGGACGAAAAUGGAAUUGUGGAACUAUGUAUGUACAUGAUGAUUGUUUCAACAUUUUAAAUCAUUCUUAUAGAUUUUAUUUAGCGUUUGAAAAUGCACUCUGUAAGGGAUACGUCACUGAAAAGUUUUUUGAAAAUUUCAAUUAUGAUAUACUGUUAGUGUCUAGGGCUGGAAAAACAAAUUCUACAGGUACAUUAAUGAUCCCUAAAAACAUAUAUAUUGAUGCCACUGAUUUUAAGUCAAUUGAUGAUUUAGGAAGAUAUCUUCAACGUCUGGCUUCAAAUGAUACAGAAUAUGCAAGGAUUCUAAGAAGGAAAAGUCAGUACUACUUUCCUGGGUUUCAGGAAGUAUAUCAAAGUGCUUUAUGUAAACUUUGUGAAAGAAUGAAUCGACUGAAACACUUUCGGCAACAAAUUGCUGAUAUUAAACAAUGGCUUAUAUCAGAUAAACCUUGCAGAAAUUCAAAAGACAUAGAAAUAUUAUGAAAAUAAUUAAAUUGAAAUAGGUGAUACUCGCUUGCCAUAAAUAGAACUUUCAAUGAUAUGCAACCUUGUAUUAAAACUGUUGAUUGAUUAUCUCAGGACAGCUUUUUCCUCAUAUGAAAUUGAGUUGUAAUAAGUAAAACAUUUCAUAUUAAAUGCACUGUAAUGUUUCAUUCUUUAGACAUAUUAGUACCUGGUAUACGACAGGUAUAUGUCAAAUAAUGUCAUUUAGCACAACAUUUCAAUCACA
Mercenaria mercenaria is the source of this 1436-nucleotide messenger RNA. RefSeq names its product alpha-(1,3)-fucosyltransferase C-like. Gene Ontology annotation, molecular function: alpha-(1->3)-fucosyltransferase activity. NCBI's taxonomy places the organism in Eukaryota, Metazoa, Mollusca, Bivalvia, Venerida, Veneridae. The coding region runs from base 68 to 1189 and encodes 373 amino acids. Gene Ontology annotation, cellular component: membrane. The record is from RefSeq and is a predicted model, not a curated record. The transcript has a single exon.